GUCACGGUGGAGAAAGACGCUGGAAGCUUUUGCGGAGCCUUGAAGCGAUUUCGUCGCAAUCACCACCGCCAGCUCCACAGCACAUUACAUGCAACCCCGGGCCCCAGUCCUCCUUUGCCCCGCCGCUGCCAUUCCUCUUCGCUUGCUCUCGCUCUCUUCUGCAGCCUCUCUGUCUCUUCCCACGGUCUCGCUAUGGCCGCCGCGGCGCAGUUGGAGGAUGUUCCCAACGACUCUCUCUUCCACGAGGUCAUGCGGCGUCUCAAGUGCGCCCCGAAGCAGGAGAAGCGCGUCAUUCUUGUGGGGCCUCCUGGAUGCGGGAAAGGAACCCAGUCCCCCAUUUUGAAGGAGGAGCACUGUUUGUGCCAUUUGGCUACGGGUGAUAUGUUGCGCGCUGCUGUGGCGCAGAAGACGCCUCUGGGUUUGGAGGCGAAGGCUGCUAUGGAAAAGGGUGCAUUGGUGUCCGAUGACUUAGUGGUUGGCAUCAUCGAUGAUGCUUUGAAACGGCCAUCUUGUUCCAAGGGAUUUAUCCUUGAUGGAUUUCCUCGCACUGUCGUUCAAGCUCAGAAGUUAGAUGCAGCUCUUGAAAAGCAGGGUGUGAAGAUCGACAAGGUGUUGAACUUUGAGAUCGAUGAUGCCAUUCUGGAGGAGCGAAUAACUGGUCGAUGGAUUCAUCCCGCUAGUGGCCGAUCGUACCACUCCAAGUUCGCACCUCCGAAGGUGGAGGGCCGUGAUGAUAUCACCGGAGAGCCUUUGAUUCAGCGCAAGGACGACACUGUGGAGGUUUUGCAGAAGAGACUGACGUCAUUCCACGAGCAGACCACACCCGUGAUUGAUUACUACCAGCAAAAGGGUGUGGUGAAGAAUAUCGAAGCGGCGAAACCAGCGAACGAGGUCACUGAUUACAUCCGGAAAACCCUUGACUCACCCAACGUGGUUGCUGAAGAGAUUCGGAAGGUUCUUGCCUGAGUGUUGAGACGCUGCAGUAACAUUGCGUCCUCGUGUACCAGCUUAGUAAUUUUUGGGUUGCUCGAACACAUUGUUAGGAGCGGAGGUUGCGCACCCUCUUUCUCAUGCUGUGCAUCUGGAUUUGCAACGUGGAACAUUUUUAUCUUACAAUGAAAUAGGAGAGUCAUUUUCUACUUCUAGAACAGCGGGGUUAACUAGAAGAUCAGCAAGUAGGAUACGUGCAUAGACUUUCGCAGAGAUAUCUGUAUGUGUCUUUUUAUGCAUGCAAAAGGCUUGCCGUGGUUAAAUUUCAGCUGCUGUGAUUUGAGACCUUGGAAAGCACCA
Molecule: messenger RNA, 1290 nt
Organism: Physcomitrium patens
Lineage: Eukaryota; Viridiplantae; Streptophyta; Bryopsida; Funariales; Funariaceae
Product: adenylate kinase 4
Biological process (GO): nucleobase-containing compound metabolic process
Molecular function (GO): AMP kinase activity; ATP binding
Source: RefSeq, a predicted model, not a curated record